Symbiodinium pilosum is the source of this 3534-nucleotide messenger RNA. NCBI's taxonomy places the organism in Eukaryota, Dinophyceae, Suessiales, Symbiodiniaceae. The record is from the annotation of a GenBank genome assembly.
AUGCCAGGAGCUGCGCUGAUGCUGGCUGGCAUGUUCUUCCGCGAUUCCGCCAUGGGUCGGCGGGCCAUAGGCUUGAGCGUGGCUGUGUUUGUGCUGCUGCUACUGGAGAUUGGUGCCGUGCUGUACUACAGCAGCGUGCAAAAGGAGUACAUGACUGCACUGCAAGAGAAGAACAUCGAUGCAUUCUACCAUGGACUAUGGAUGGUUGGGGCAGUCAUAGUCUUCAUCAGUCCUAUCAUCGCUCUUCAUGAGUAUACCUCAGGCAUGCUGAAGAUGACGUGGCGCUCAUCAUUGACCCGGCGUUUUGCUGGACUGUAUCUUGCAGCUCCCGGCUAUAGCGAGGGCAACCCGUUCUACCGACUUACCCUGACUGGGGAGAUCGACAACCCUGACCAGCGCAUUUGCCAGGCACGGCUCUGUGCAGCUGGCAGACGUGGUGCUAGGACAUUCCUGAACAUUGUCAGCUUCGCAGCCAUCCUGUAUGCAAUUUCUCCCGCAGCCUGCUACGGUGUGCUGGUCUAUGCCAUUGGAGGCACGUUGGUUGCUACGAAGGGCUUUGGGCCAUGGCUGGGAUUCUACCAGCUGCAGCGGGUGAAGCAGGAAGCUGGCUUACGCUAUGAUUUGAUCCGAGUGCGGGAAAACGCAGAGUCUGUCGCUUUCUUUGAAGGUGGUGAAGCCGAGUGGUCCAAAUUCAACACUUUGUUCUCCGGUCUGCUUCAGACCGUGUACAAGAGCAUUUUGGUCACCUCCGGCUUUGGAAUGUUCAACCGUUCCUUCCAUUGGGCCACCUUUGCAGUUGCGCCACUUCUCGUCGGCCCCGCAUACUUGCGUGGUGAAGUGCAGUUUGGUGUCAUCUCACAGGCCAGUAUGGCCUUCAAUAUAAUUCUGGGUGCCAUGACUCUGAUCAUGGACAAGUUGGAGUCUUUGACCGAUGUUGCUGUUCGAGUACGUCGACUGGAAGACUUGGAGCUGUCCUUGCGAAAGUGCCAGAAUGAGACGCAGAUGGCCCGCAUGCCUGGACUGGCAGGUGUGAAAUGCAUUGCAAGUGCGGAACCUUCCCCGAACGACCCAGCCAUGCUGCGCUUCAGUGAGGUCACGCUGAGAACUCCUCCUCGGCAAGGCAUCUUGCAGCAAACCCUGUGCCACAAUCUCUCGUUUGAGCUAGUCGGCAGCCAGUCCCUGCUCAUCGUUGGUGAGAGCGGCAUUGGAAAGAGUUCCUUGCUACGUGCUGCAGCUGGCCUGUGGACGGAUGGUCAAGGCACACUUCAGCUCUGCAAACGAGAGCAGGUCUUCUUCAUGCCCCAGAAGCCGUACAUGUUUUUGGGCUCGUUGCGGGACCAGCUUUUGUACCCACACGUGGACGAGAGCUUCAUUCAGGACGCAGAAUUAGAAAAGGCUCUCAAACAGGUGAACCUUGGUCACCUGUUGGAACAGCACAGCCUGUCAGAGUCGAAAGAAUGGACCAGCUUGCUGUCACUAGGACAGCAGCAGCGCAUCAACUUUGCUCGGGUCCUACUGCGUCCGGACAUGAAGAUGGCCUUAAUAGACGAGGGAACCUCUGCCUGUGACCCUGCGAAUGAAGCAUUGCUGUACGAACUGCUUGGACAGCGGCUUUGCAGCUAUGUUUCUAUCGGGUCCGUGCCCAGCAACGCAUCGUCACCAGAACGAACUCAAAAACUUCCGCUGUCAAGUGCCAUGUGGGCACGCCGCAUCGGUGCGCCAGCACGAUGUCCGUCGCAAACCAGAGUCAUUGUGCAGAGCAUGAUGAAUGGAGCGAUCGGGCUGGUUGUCUAUCAGUAUAUGGACAGCCUGUCAGCGGGUAAUUUGGAUUACACGUUGGAGAGUGUUGGCAAGUCGAACCUUACCUGCCUCACGGGCUGGCUCCGCCGCAAUGAGCUGACAUCCUGGACGCAGUAUGAGACGUGGAGCCGAUGGUGGGAGUAUCAAAACGGUGUCGACUAUUAUGUACUCAACAACACAUGCGCCCCAUUCCCAAGCAGCGCGUUGGACCAAAGUUGCAAAGACAUGCGCGUUCCUGUCCAUGAAUUUGAUAAUCGGCUUGGCUACCCACUGGGCCUUGGAGAGCAGGUCAGCGUCAACAACGAAAUUUUGUAUGCCUUCGCAUAUACCUUCCUAGUUCUGGGGAUCCUUAACUUGAUCGGUUUUGCUGUGCACGAUCUCACCCUCCUAUCCAGACGUCAGCAGAAUUAUGUCCUGGACUGGCCAGCCUUCAACGAAGGCUUUCCAAUUUUUCGCCGGUUCACGAGACUGUCAGGCAUCACCAUACUUCGAACACUCUUCUCUAUAGAGGGCACCGGCAGCAAGCUAGCAAAGCUAAUAGGCAUCAUUCUGACCCCAAUCAUUACAGCCUGGGCGCUCGUGUUUCUGAUCUUCAUCGUGACUCCUCUCCUGCUAGUACUGUACAUUCGUUAUCCGGUGCGCCUCAGUCGCUUCGCAGUUUUCCUGACGCUAAUUGCGACAGCCGUGUUCGGCCUGACCAUGGCUAUCAUCCCGUUAGUUUAUCUGGUAAAUCUGAAUGAGCGCCCGCGGUAUGCAUUGGUCUAUGAGGUGCAGGGCUACAGUCCUGGAAGUUGCUACUGUGGUUGCUCCUACUUCAUUAACGCUGCUAGUCUGGUGCGAAUCUUCGCAAUUGGAGCUGGGGUGGUCUUCACCUCCUGCCUCUCUGCCUUCCGCUGCCUCAAGGGACUUCGUCGAGCACAGUGGGCUAACCUAAUGUCGGUACUGUUUCCCAUUCCCUUGACUGUCUACUCUGUCUUCUGGAACACCCCCACGGGUGAGCCGAUCCGGCACAGAAAGGAGGGCGAGCCGGUGCAAUCGGAACUUGCGUUCGAUCCCUUUGCUCUGAUGGACGAGCAGCCGGAGAGCCGAUACAUGACGGUUACCCUGAAGCCAGAGUUUGCAUAUGAUGUGGAUGAGCAUGGUCGGUGGAAACCCAUGGGGGACCGCAUGAUAGACGGGCCAAAGCUGCCGGAAUUGAGAAAGGGCGAGCUCUUCAAGCAACCAACGGAAGUGAUUGGCUGCUGUGGCUUCCCCUGCCUCACUGGUGGCUAUCAGGUCAUCUACGUUAGUGAUGAUGAGGAGGAGCCCCACGAGCCUGCGCUGCAGCCGUUGGCUUCUCUGGCUUCAUUGGAUGGUGGUCUCACUCCCCAAGUGCUUGGAGUUGAUUCCUUGGAUACCAGCGCUGAAGAAGCGUUGAAGAACGUGAGGUCCAAACACACAGCAGCCUCCAACAAAACCGCGAUGACACGCAGGUCACGCGGUGAGUCGAAUGUGUCAAUGAGCGAAGACAAGGCCCGGGCCCGACGGAUUCACGCAGUGGCCACCCUGCGGGUAGCUCGCGGGUCUGAGGAGUCGGGUAGCAGAGCUGGCUCGCCACUUCCAAGUCCUGUCGGCGGCAGUGUAACCUCGAAGCAGGCCGUUCCUUUGCCCCCUGGGCCUGUGGAUAGUGGAGUGAGUGUGCUCACUGCAGACCUUGAGAAGCAGGAGACGAACGAACAGAAGCUUUCACUGUGA